Messenger RNA from Bombus pyrosoma, 1917 nucleotides. RefSeq lists its product as uncharacterized. The transcript has 4 exons. The record is from RefSeq and is a predicted model, not a curated record. Bases 952 to 1917 code for a protein of 321 amino acids. Lineage: Eukaryota; Metazoa; Arthropoda; Insecta; Hymenoptera; Apidae.
GUUAGGUGGCGAAACGCGUGGUGACGACUGGCUUCCUUUUUCCUUUCUAUUUUAUUAAUUUUAGAUGUUUGUUUUCGUUAUUCGUGUAGGAAAAAAAAAGUUGUGUAUUUGGAUUGAUAAUUUAUGACGGCUUGGUAUCGUUGACAUUUCGUUUUUGCAAAAUACCACGUGUUAGGUGUUCUGAACGUUGGAUGUAUGUAGUUACCAGAUCGAUACAUCCGAGCUAAAAAAAAAUUGAUUUAUGUGAAAAAAUUGUUGAUGAGACGAUCGAUCGAAUAAUUAAAAUGAAAAUAGUACUUUGUUUUUGUGGUCGAGUGUACAAUUCUUUUCUAUAUGUAGUAAGUUAAUUUUAGAAUUUGACGAUGAUUUCGUGUAUGAUGUUAUGCUAUUAUACAAUAGUCGUAAAUAAUUUGGAAGUUUGGCGUGUAAUAUCGAUUGCUCGAUAGUAAGAUAGAAUCAACGUGACUCAUGUUGUCCUUUUCCGUUUUCAUUGGAAAUUUAUUUAGAGAAAUAAUGUAAUUAUAAACGAAAGUUAUACGAUGUUAAAUGAUCGUGUAUUAAACUACGCUAAAUGUUAUAUUGUAAAACGUAAAGGACAUAAAAAAUGUAAAAUAAAUACAGCUUUCUGAAAAAUUGUAUGCAAAACUACGCAUCGGGCAUAUGGAGCGAACAUGAUAUUCGUUAAACGAUACACAAUUGUUUAUUGAUCGUUCUAUAUCAAUUGUUUUGACCAACACGGUAGUCGAUUGGAAAUAAAACUAACGACCUACAUCUACAUGUUGCACGAUAACGAGUCACUGGUCGAACCCUGUACCGAUUACUGUGUCAUCGGGUUUCUUGGCAGACCUCGGAUUCACGCGACGAGACGCGAUGAGUGUCAAGAUGACGAUGGCCGCGUGAUUCUACAAACUACGAGCGAUUUCGGGAUCGUUUACUUGCAACUAAAAGGCAAUGAACGAAAGCUACCAAACUUCUUCUAGAGAAACAAGAAGGUACCUUCAAAGCGAGAUGGACAAUCAUCGGGAAACAUCGUCGCAUAGAGAAAUGCACCAUAAUUUGCCACGUUAUAGUACUUCGAACGCUUAUCAAGAGGCUUACAACAGCGAGCACGAUAUCCGAUUACCAGAAGAGAGAUCUUCCGUGGAAAGUGUCUCCGAGAUUGAGGAACCUGGCAUUAAUAAAAACAACAUAUAUAAUCCAUACCCAAAUGAACCGGUUUACGGCAAAGUGCUGCCAAAGAGUAACCACGCCACGCUUCGUGAGAGAUACCAACGAUUCAACGAUUACUCGGAGCUGAAUAUGCCAGAGGCGGUAACCGCGAUGCAAAAAUUACAAAGGCUGAAGGAGCUGCAGAUGAAACGGGACAUUAGCGAAAGAUACUACUCGCAAGAAAUCAAACGAUUGAUCGGCGAAUAUUAUUUCGGCCCGAGAGCUGCCUCACCGUCCUCCAAGUUCACCACCGGAACGUUGCAAAGUUCCAGUUUUCAUCCAUCUUCGGGAGGUCGGUUGAAAAACAAUCUCGAGCCAUGUGGCACAAUGACGACAAUCACACGGUUGGAUUGUGGGUGUAUUCAGGAGACGACGAGGCCAAUUUUUACGACGGCAAGGGGCCGCGUUCAAAGGAGGAAAUGCAAUUUAUCUCAAGAUGAGAAGCUUUUGAAGUUAACUUCGUUGAACCCCCAGGAACACUUGUUUUCUUCGUUAGAGCAACCUAAGGAUACGUAUCGCGCGAAAAUGAAGAAACGGUUUUCCCUAGACUCGCGAAUGUGCCCGAAGAUCUCUCCUGCCGGCGAUCAGGAGUUUGAGACGGAGAACGAGAAGAAAAACAAGGAACCAGAACAAAAAAUAUCCGAACAUGUUUCAAGAACAAUGUCCCCUCAACGAAAAUUUAGCGAUACAACAGCGACUUCUUAUUAA